Sycon ciliatum is the source of this 8031-nucleotide messenger RNA. Its product is annotated as acetyl-CoA carboxylase-like. Lineage: Eukaryota; Metazoa; Porifera; Calcarea; Leucosolenida; Sycettidae. Gene Ontology annotation, cellular component: mitochondrion. The transcript has 67 exons. The record is from RefSeq and is a predicted model, not a curated record. The coding region runs from base 228 to 7127 and encodes 2299 amino acids. Gene Ontology annotation, biological process: fatty acid biosynthetic process. Gene Ontology annotation, molecular function: ATP binding; acetyl-CoA carboxylase activity; metal ion binding.
AGCUGCGCUGCAAGCUGCAAGGCCCGCGGCAUGUGUGAGAAGCGUGAAGGCGGCGCGCGCCCCGGCCACGUUUUUGUCGUCGUAAUCGUAUGGUGAUCGAGUUCUCGUAGUGUGAUUGGUACUUGAAUGUUAGUGAAUGCAUGUUUCCGAAGGAUGGAGAGAGGACGACAAUGAUUUCGACCAGAGCCUUCAGCUGAAAUUUGUUUCCACUGGACACUGUCUUCACAAUGACAGCGAAAGAAGGCAUUAUUCAUGCCGCAUCACCGGCUGAGCUUGUCCAGAAGUUUGGCGGAGAUCGUGUAGUCGACAGGGUUCUUAUCGCCAACAAUGGCAUUGCUGCUGUCAAGUGCAUGCGCUCACUUCGCCGCUGGGCGUACGAGAUCUUUGGCAAUGACCAUGCCAUCUUCUUUGUCUCCAUGGUUACACCGGAAGACUUGAAGGCUAAUGCGGAGUACAUCAAGAUGGCCGACCAGUAUGUGAUGGUACCUGGUGGUAGCAAUAAUCACAACUACGCAAACGUUGAAGUCAUCGUCGAUGUCGCACUCCGCACCAAUGUGCAGGCUGUUUGGGCUGGCUGGGGUCAUGCAUCUGAGUACCCGCGUUUGCCUGAAUCGUUGCUUGAGCACGACAUUGCUUUCAUCGGUCCCCCUGCUCAGGCUAUGCGUGCACUGGGUGACAAGAUUGCGUCGUCCAUUGUCGCCCAGACCGCCAAUGUACCUACUCUGCCGUGGAACGGUUUAGAUCUGACCAUUCCCGGAGUGGAUUCUCUACCAGCCGGUACCAUCGUGACCGUGCCACAGGAUCUCUAUGAGAAAGGUUGCGUGGAGGAUGCUGCUAGCGGUUCAGAGGCGGCGCUUCGCAUUGGCUACCCAGUGAUGAUCAAAGCUUCGGAGGGUGGUGGUGGAAAGGGUAUCCGUCGCUGUGAUACAGACGCUGACUUUCCCAUGAUGUUCAGACAGGUCCAACUGGAGGUACCCGGCUCACCCAUCUUCAUCAUGAAGCUGGCCACAAAUGUUCGUCAUCUUGAAGUCCAGCUGCUUGCUGACAAGUACGGAAAUGCCAUCUCACUUUUCGGCCGUGACUGCUCCAUUCAGCGCCGUCAUCAGAAAAUCAUUGAGGAAGCACCUGCCGGUAUUGCUGAUCCCGAUGUUUUCGUCGAGAUGGAAAAGGCUGCUGUACGUCUAGCUAAGAUGGUGGGAUACGUCAGUGCUGGUACUGUGGAGUACCUGUACAGUGCUGAUGGUGGCUUCCACUUUCUCGAGCUAAACCCGCGCCUGCAGGUCGAGCAUCCGUGCACGGAGAUGGUCGCUGACGUCAACCUCCCGGCCUGUCAGCUGCAGGUUGCGAUGGGCUUGCCUCUCAAUCGUAUCAAGGACAUCCGCAUUCUCUAUGGCCAGUCACCUUGGGACAACACAGAGAUUGAUUUUGAUAACCCUGUCCCUCGUCCUGUGUGUCAUGGUCAUGUCAUCGCAGCUCGCAUCACAUCGGAGAAUCCCGACGAGGGCUUCAAACCAAGUGGUGGCAAUGUCACUGAACUUAAUUUCCGCUCCAACAAGAACGUGUGGGGCUAUUUCAGUGUGGCUGCCAGUGGUGGUCUGCACGAGUUCGCCGACUCUCAGUUUGGGCAUAUUUUCGCCUGGGGCGAGGAUCGAGAAGAGGCCCGAGAGAAUAUGGUGGUAGCCCUGCGGGACUUGUCCAUCCGUGGCGACUUCCACACCACGGUCGAGUACCUAGUCAUGUUGAUGGAGACGGAGAACUUUCUGAACAACACCUUCCACACUGGUUGGCUGGAUCAGCUGAUUGCAACGAAGGCCCGAGUGGAGAAGCCAGACCCGCUGUCCGGGGUUGUGUGCUGCGCAUUACACGUGGCACACAAUGAUAUCAAUGGCAGUGUGCAAGAGUACAAGUCUUCCAUUGAACGUGGCCUAUCCCCCACACCGGAAAGCCUUGUUUCUAUGAUCGACGUCGAAUUGAUCAAUGAUAACGUCAAGUAUAUCAUGAAGGUCACACGUAGCAGUCAAAGCUCCUACUUUUUACUCAUGAACGAAUCGUCGCUGGAAGUCGAAGUUCACAGGAUGACUGAUGGUGGCUUGCUUCUCUCGACUGGCAGUAACAGCUUUACUACGUACAUGAUUGAUGAAGUUGAUAGGUAUCGUGUUGUGGUCAACGGCAAAGCAGUCGUGUUCGAGAAAGAGAGAGAUCCUACAAAGCUACGAUCACCGUCAACAGGAAAGCUGCUUACGUUUGUUGUGGCUGAUGGUGGUCAUGUCAAUGCCGAUGAUCCGUACGCAGAGAUUGAGGUUAUGAAAAUGGUGAUGACGUUACGAGUGUCCGAAGCUGGCAAGGUGGUGCAGAUGAAGAGACCCGGCGCUGUUCUUGAUGCCGGUAUGAUCAUAGCUCAGCUGGAGCUGGAUGAUCCUGGUGCUGUGAAGCAGCUGACUUUGUACAAGGGCCCUCUGCCGUACAUGCUCUUCACCGCGUCCAGCCCGUCCAGACGACCACUGCAGAAAUUCCAGGCAGCUAUCAAGAAGCUAAAUGACAUACUAGAUGGCUACUGCAUUCCAGAGCCGUACCUGUCUCAGAUAGUGCAACUUCAUGUUGAGAACUUGAUGGAAUCACUCUACUGCCCAGAGCUGCCGCUAUUGGACAUGCAGGAUGCACUGUCAUCACUGGAGAACCGGUUGCCGGCUCGUCUGCUCAGCGACAUCCGUGCCCUGCUCCAGGCGUACUCCAGGCACGAAUCCGCACCAUUUCCUUUUGACAAGAUUGCUUCACUGAUCGACAAUCAUACGCUGGCAAUCAAGAAGCACUCAGAGCGAGAGCGGUUCAUCAUCGAUACGCAGACCAUCGUGGAACUGCUAAAGAGAUAUCGCGGUGGUGCACGUGGUCACCAGAUGGACAUUGUUGUGCAGUUCCUUCGCCGCUACAUGGACGUAGAGGAGAAGUUUGCCAUUGGCUCUUUUGAUAAGUGCCUGGACAAGCUGCGCGAGAACAAUCGCGACCAGAUGGAAAAGGUUGUGCAGUACGUGCUGGCUCAUCACAACGUGACCUCGCGUAACGUUCUCAUUCUGGCGCUACUUGAAUGCAUCAGCCAGUACAAGAUGACAGUGACGGGUGACCUGCAGGAUGUGCUGACAUCACUAGCUGAGCUCUCGUCACCAGGCACGACUCGUGUGGCACUCAUAGCACGUACCACUCUGAUCUCCUCCAUGCAGACACCGUACGAGGAGGUGUAUCGGCGAGUGGAAAUGUCCCUGGCGCAAGCAGAUUUCUCCCAGAGCAACGGACAGGUCAAGACUCUGGUCGAAUCAACGUCAUCCAUCUUCAACGUACUGGUCGAGUGCCUGUUCAGCGAGAACGCACGUGUUGCUAGCAAUGCUCUGGAGGUUUAUGUACGCCGAUCCUACCUAGCUUAUAAGCUGACAUCCCUGUCUGUGCAGACGGCGAAAAAUGGCACUCCCAUGGCAGAGUUCAAGUUUAUGCUGCCUGCAUCACAUCCGAAUAUCGUUAAACGAUCUCGAGGUUCUCUGGCAUCCAUUUAUCGUAGCGACUCGAUUGACGAGAACUCUGCUGUGACCUUCCGUUUGUCUGAUGUACGCACCUCAGACUCACGGACUUCACUUACCAGCCGGAAUUCCCAAGAGAAGAUACAUUCUUUCGGCGAUGGCACAUCAGUGGACGGCGGUGCUGUGCAUGUCAGCCGCAUAGGUGUCAUGGUGGCCUUUCUGACGCUAGAGAGUCUCGCUGAGAGCUUCAACUCAGUUAUGGACACGUUCGCAAAUCAUCAAAGCGCUCCGACGGGCUCCGCUACUUUGUCAAUUGGUCUGCGCAGGGCCAGGAUGUCACUGCAGUCGUUCGCUGGGUACUCCUUGGCAGAUCAUACGACAUCGACUAGUUCUGAAGGUGAUGAAGCGGAGCCAUGUCACAUUGUCAACAUUGCCUUGCUCCAUUCGCCGGUUAGUGCUGGUUCUGAUGACAACACCACACUGAAGGUGCUGCAAGACUUCCUUGCACCCAAGAAAUCCGUACUGCGUAAUCAUGGCAUCCGCCGUGUCACCUUCAUUGUCCACCAAGACACACGGCUGCCAAAGUACUUUACAUUCCGUUCAUCCGAAGACUUUGGCGAGGACUCCAUCUAUCGUCACCUGGAGCCUGGCCUUGCCUUCCAGCUGGAGUUGAAGCGGCUGAUGAACUUCAACAUUGAGUUGAUCUCAACGCCUUUCCAUCACAUGCACCUGUACUUUGGUGCCGCUAAGGUACCGGCCGGGCAGAAAGUGACCGAUCAUCGAUUCUUUGUGCGCUUCAUUGUGCGCGAUUCCGACUUCAAUGGAGAUAUGCAUGCAUCAUAUGACUAUAUGGAGACGCAGGGUGAGCGUCUUCUACUGGAGGCGCUCGACGAGCUAGAAGUCGCCAUGGGCAAUAAGAAGUUCCCUAAGACCGACUGCAAUCACAUCUUCUUCAACUUUGUGCCGCCUAUUCUGGUCGACGUUGACAAGCUGGAGGCACAGCUACGUGGCCUAGUUGCACACCACAGUCGCCGGCUAUUGCUGUUACGGGUCACGGAGUGUGAAAUGAAGCUGACUAUGAAGCUGACGACGCACGGCAAGAACAUACCAGUGCGUGUGUUCAUCACCAACGACAGUGGCUACUUUGUCAACAUGGACAUGUACCGCGAGGAGGAGGAUCCUCAAAGUGCUGGCUUGAUCUUCCGCUCAUUUAACCGCAAGCACGGUGAAGGACCAUUGAACGGUCUUCCGACGAUAAAGCCGUAUGAAACCAAGGAUUUAUUGCAAAGUCGACGGUAUGCAGCACAGACUAUGAACACUACAUACGUCUACGACUUCCUCAAUUUGUUCUAUCAGGCUGUGAGAACACACUGGCGAGAACAUGCCGAGAAAGGACACUGCUCUCCCAGUGACAUACCAAUCAAGCUGCUUGAGUCCAAGGAGUUGGUGUUGAAUGAGCAAGGACAGUUACAGGAGCUUACACGUGCCCCGGGCAGCAGUACGGUCGGUAUGGUGGCGUGGAGGCUGACUCUGUUCACGCCUGAGUGUCCCGAAGGACGAGAUGUGAUUCUGAUCAGUAAUGACAUCACUCAUCAGAUUGGCUCAUUCGGUCCGGAUGAAGACAUGCUGUUCAAUGAAGCAUCUCUUCUUGCUCGCUCUCUGGGCUUGCCUCGUCUCUACAUUGCUAGUAACAGUGGUGCCAGAAUCGGCUUGGCCGAUGAAGUCAAGCGGAUGUUCCAGGUUGCCUGGGUCAAUCCCGACAAGCCCGACGAGGGCUUCAAGUACCUCUAUGUGACACCAGCAGACUACAAGAAGAUCUGCAACGAGAGCAGUAUCAACGCCAAGUUAAUCGAGGAUGAAGGCCAGAGUCGCUAUAUGAUCCUGGAUAUCUAUGGUCGGCAGCAUGGCCUCGGUGUGGAGAACUUGCGCGGAUCUGGCAUGAUUGCGGGCGAAUCAUCACAGGCGUAUGAUGAGAUCUUCACAUUGAGCUUGGUGACUUGUCGCACAAUUGGCAUUGGUGCGUAUCUGGUUCGUCUCGGUCAGCGCGUGAUCCAAGUAGACUCGUCACACAUCAUUCUGACUGGAGCGGCAGCUCUGAACAAGGUACUCGGUCGCAAUGUAUACUCCUCCAAUGCUCAGCUUGGCGGCACGCAGAUCAUGCACCAGAACGGUGUCAGUCACCUGACUGUGUCCAAUGAUUUUGACGGCGUAGUUGCCAUGGUGAAGUGGCUCAGCUACGUGCCAAAGUCGCGAUCAUCACCGUUGCCCGCGCUACCCGUGUCCGACCCUAUCCACCGUCACAUUGAGUUUGUACCAACCAAGGCGCCGUACGAUCCUCGGUUCAUGCUGGCUGGAAGAACCAAGACAGACUCCGGCUGGGAGAGUGGUUUCUUCGACCGCGGUUCAUUCUGCGAGACCCUGAAGCCAUGGGCGCAGACUGUAGUGUGUGGACGAGCUCGCCUCGGUGGCUUACCUGUCGGUGUUAUUGCUGUGGAGACGCGUUCCGUGGAGCUGACUGAGCCUGCUGACCCGGCCAACCCUGACUCUGAGACGAAGACGGUCAGCCAGGCUGGGCAAGUGUGGUAUCCGGAUUCAGCCUUCAAGACGGCACAAGCCAUCCGUGACUUCGACAGGGAAGGCCUUCCGCUGUUCAUUUUCGCCAACUGGCGAGGCUUCUCUGGUGGCAUGCGAGAUAUGUUUGAGGAAGUGCUGAAGUUUGGUGCGCUCAUCGUCGAUGCACUACGUGUGUACCACCAACCCUGCUUUGUGUACAUACCACCGAGAGGUGAGCUGAGAGGUGGUGCCUGGGUCGUGCUCGAUCCCACCAUCAACCCCGACGCCAUGGAGAUGUACGCAGACAACGAGAGCAGAGGUGGCGUUCUUGAGCCGGAGGGAAUUGUUUCCAUCAAGUUCCGAGCGGGAGACAUUCAGAAGUGCAUGCAUCGGCUGGAUCCACUGUGUGUACAGCUCUCCGCCGGCCUCAAGGCAAAAGACCUGAGUGCUGAAGAGAAGGACACGUUGACAAAGAAGCUUGCGCAGCGCGAGCAGUCCAUCUCACCAAUGUACCAGCAGAUUGCUGUCAAGUUUGCCGACUUACACGACACGGCCGGACGCAUGCUGGAGAAGAAUGUUAUCCAUAGAGCCUUGGACUGGCGGUCAUCGCGCACGUUCUUCUUCUUCCGGUUGCGACGGCGGCUGGAAGAGUUUGAUUUCUGGCGGCAUUUGGAGUCCAAGGACAAAACAUACACACAGCAGAAAUCCAUUACCCUCCUCCAUCGCUGGUUCCUGGAAGAAUUUGGAGAAGCGAAGGCUCACCUGUGGGCGAACAAUGAAUUUGUCGCCAACUGGAUGCAGAAGCAGAUGGCUGACAGUAACUCCAUACUGCGUCAGAAGUUGCGACGUGUCGAGCGCGAUGCAAUAUCAGAACAAGUAUCAAGUAUCGUGGAACAGAACUCUGGCAUGGCCCUAGAGCUGGCUCUGAAGGUCGUCGAACACCUGUCGCCAACGCAAGUCUCCCGCCUCUCGCAGAUCCUGGGUCCUCAGAGUGUUGAGGGACGCCGGUCUAAGACCUUACUGCACCAGGCGGCCGGCUCUAGUCCAUUACCCACACCAGACCUAUAAGGCCCUGCCUGGCCCGGGGGUGUCCCCCCCCCCCCAGGAUGCAGCUGCGCCGCCGCUAUUCUGCUGCUGCUGCUGGCUAGCUUGUUUCGAUGAAGCUUUUGCCUUUUACCCUAUUUCCUGUACAGUUUCCUUUCCAUCCAUCAGAUGAGCCAAUCUGCUGAAUGGCUAACACUAUGUAUAGGACCUCGCUGCACGGACACCCUGCUGCCCGUGGCGAGGAUAGAUGGUUUCCGUACGUGCAGAAGUGUCUUUAUCACCACCACAUAUCAUCCCUGCCCAGUGAAGCAGGUAGAAGCCACCAGGUGAAGAGCUGCUGUCGAGCCCAGCCGUCCAGAGUCCCAUGCCUGGACUAGGAUUUUUUUUCAAUUUAGAUCCGAAUACAAUGUAGACAUACCUAUUUAAAAACAAAACUUAGAGAGAACAGCCUACCCGUAGGGCUGACUUGGAGGGCGCUAACAAGCCAUAAGGCCCUCCCUGCCACGCGCUAACCUAUAAUUAAAGCAAAACAUAGAGAGAAGUGGAAAUCUGUUUGUAGGCAUUUCUUUUCAAACUAAAUAUUUACGCUUUGAUCCCUAGUUCCCUGUCUAAGUGACUCUAUUUUCUAUAAUUAAUUUAAAACGAAAUUGCCAUUGACCACUAGUUAUGUCCCAUUGCCAAAUUCUUUUGAGCCGUCAAGUCUAACAAGUUACAACUAUGUUGUAGUCGUCGUCGUUGCUGUUGUUGUCGUGUUCUGGCUUUCUUGAAAGUUUGUAUCCAGUUCGGUGCUAUUUUUUUUGAAGUCAGCUAUUGGUAAUGUCCAAAACUGCUCUGUGUUUUGUAUUAGGAAAUAUUAUAUUUUUGUCUUCCCACAUCUAUUUUGUGUCAGUCUUGUGGCGGCACAAUACAGAUGCACCUUCUUAGUUCA